Messenger RNA from Dictyostelium purpureum, 2277 nucleotides. RefSeq lists its product as uncharacterized. The coding region runs from base 1 to 2277 and encodes 758 amino acids. The transcript is spliced from 2 exons. NCBI's taxonomy places the organism in Eukaryota, Evosea, Eumycetozoa, Dictyosteliales, Dictyosteliaceae. The record is from RefSeq and is a predicted model, not a curated record. Gene Ontology annotation, biological process: protein phosphorylation. Gene Ontology annotation, molecular function: protein kinase activity; ATP binding.
AUGUUGACUAUUCCAAAUUAUUUAUUACAAGAAUAUUUCGAAAACUAUGGUAUAAUAGCACGAAGAAAGGGAUCAUUCAAUUAUUAUUUAUUAUCAAAUAUAAGUUAUUUAAAUCAUCAAAUAAUAAAUAUAAAAAGAGAAAUAAUAAUAUUUAAUAGAUUAUUAAAAUUACAUAGAAAUGUAAUACAUAUAGAAGAUUUAAUAGUUGCAGAUGACAAAUCACAAUAUAUAGUAAAAAAUAUAUGUUUGGAAACUUCAUUAUCAGAGAUUUUAGAUAAUGAUGGGUUUAUACCAUUGGAAACAUUACCAAGAUUCAUUCCAGAUAUACUUCAGGGCUUGUAUUAUCUUCACACAAAUAAUAUAGUUUAUGGAGAUUUAAAGCCAUCAAAUAUUUUAGUAGGCUCAAAUGAAAAUUUAAAAUUAAAUUCAACCAGUUAUUCAAUUUUAAUAAAUAAUAAUAUAAAUAAUAAUAAUAAUAAUAAUAACAGUAAUAGCAAUAAUAAUAGUAAUAGUAGUAAUAAUAGUUAUACAAUUAAUGAAUUAAAAUCAUUAUUGGGUAAUAGUAAUAAGAAUCAACAACAAAUAAUAGAAUUUUUUAAUUAUAUAGAAUAUGAAUCUAAUGGUGAUGACUAUGAUUAUGAGGGUGAUGAGGAUGCAGAUGAUGAGGAAAUUGGGGAUUUGGAUGAUUUGGAUAAUGAUGACCUAUUAUUAUCUGACAGUGAUUGCCCAGUCAAGAAGAAAAAGAAAAAAGUUAUAAACGAAUCAAUAUUUUAUUUGGCACCAGAAUUAUUCAAGGGUUACUCAUAUAGUAUAGCAACCGAUAUGUGGGCAUUAGGCGUAAUGCUCUUUAAAAUGAUGACUGGCGCUUUACCAUUUUAUUCAGACAGUCCGAUCGCCCUAAUAAAUAAAAUAAUGUUUGAACCUUUUCCUACACCUAUCAUUAAAUCAGCUUCAACUAGAUAUAUUGAAAGAGUUACACAAACCCAACAACAUGACUUUACAGAUUUAAUUUCAAAAUUAUUAGAAAAAGAUCCAUUGAAAAGAAUAGAUUGGGAACAAUUAUUAAAUCAUCAGUUCUUUAAUAACAACACACAAACUACUUGUAUUAUUCAAAAACAGUUAUUGGAAUUAAAAAAAUUGGAGGAAAAAUCAGACUACACCCCAUCAUCAUUCACCACUUUAUCAAUUGUAUAUAACGAUAAAAAGUAUAGCAAUUUAAAUGGUAAUAGUUUAAGCAACAGUUUAAAUAAUAGUUUAACAAAUGAAAGUGAUUUAAUCAAUGCUAUAAAUAAUUUUGCAAACAAUAUUAAUAACAACAGUAAUAACAAUAAUAAUAAUAAUAAUAAUAACAACAACAAUAAUAAUAAUAGUAAUGGUAGUUUCAUAACACCUCCCUCGCCAUUAUCACUAUCAUCAUCUUCAUUAGUAUCAUCCUCAGUAUCAACAAUAGUACAAAACCAAAUGCCCUCCGCUCCACCCUUUAUAAUCCCAUUACAGAAUACAAUGAUAAUGUCAGAGCAAGAGAUUAAUGAAUAUUUCAAUUUCUUAAUUAAAUUUUUAAAAUCAAAAACAACUAUUAUUAUCAAACUAUCUUUAAUUCACUAUAUAAAAAAAUUAUUAUUAACAAAUAGCAAUAAUAUAUUAAAGAGUAAUAAUAAUCAUGUUUUAGUUAGAAAUAAAAAAUCUGCAGUCAUAGAUCAAUUAAUUCAACAAAUUAAAAUUUCAAAAAAUCCAAUCAUUAAACAUAAAAUACUUUCAUUAAUGGGUGCUUUAAUUAAACACUCAAAAGGUUUAAUUCAACAAAACUCUCUAUUGGAGUUAUUCGAACUUUUAAGUCAAGAAAUUAUUAAACCAAAUGCAUUAAAUAAUAGUAACAUUAGCAAUAGCAGCAAUGGUGGUUAUAAUAAUAGUUCAAAUAAACCCAUUCAUAAUGGAGUAAUUAAUGGCUUUAUUAAUGGUAAUGGGGUAUAUAGUAAUAUUGGUGGUAGGACCAUCUCACCAACCUACAAUAAAGAUUCCAAUAUAUCGUCAGCAACUUCAUCUUAUGAUGGUUUUAGUGUAAAUGGUUAUAAUGGUUUUAAUAAUAAUAACAAUAAUACCAACAAUAAUAAUAAUAAUAUUGUUACAAAUAGCCACCAAGAUGAAGUUUUCAAAAAAUUAAAAAGAAAAUCAGUUGAUGUUUACAGCGAGCUUUUAUUUCACUUUUCAACAUUAGAUAUCGGUAACCCAUCAUCAAUAUCUCCAAAUUUAAAAGUAAUUUCAAGUGUUAAAAAAUAG